AUGGCUCAACAAUACCGUACAUCGCAGCAACAGCAGGGGCGCGUCAAGAAGAAGGAAGAAGACCCUGCUGAUUUCAUGCGACUGUCCGAAAGAGAAAUUGCAUCAUGCAUCAGCGAAAUGGGAAUACCGUUCCAGCCCUCCGACCUCAUGAAACCCAACCCGCAGGUCAUCCAGAUGGUUUUCGAACAUCUCGGCGAACUUGUCAUGAACGCGACCAGACAAUCCCUUGACCCUGCCAUGCGCGCAGCGGCGGAAGACGUGUGCGCCGAGUUUCCUGAGCUGGUGCCAGUUGAAACAAGGCUCUUGAUGGGAUUCUUCGUCCAAUUGCGCACAAUGUUAGAACAGUGCGGCAUCAAUGAUUUCUCGUUCAACGACUUGGUACGACCGACCCACGACCGCCUAGUCAAGAUCUUCUCAUAUACGAUCAACUUUGUCCGAUUUCGAGAGACGCAUACGAGCGUGAUAGACGAGAACUUUAACAAGGCAGAAAGCACCAAGGUCAGGAUCGAGACGCUCUACACCGAAAAUAAAGAUAUGGAGCAAAGACUAGAGGAGAUGAAGCACAACAGAAAAGCAGUGGAGGCAGCUGUCAAGGAAAAGAUGCGUCGAAACGAUGAAUUAAAGGCCCGUUUGCUCGAACUGCGUAAGGGGCAGGAAAGAGUGGCAGAGCAACUUGAACGAGCAAAGGCCGAGAAAACGCGGGCGCAGGCCACUUUGGAAGAGAAGACCGAACGACUUGUGAAAACGAGACAGGAGAGUGAGAAACUCAGGCCGUACGUGCUACAGAGUGCGGCCGCCUUACAGAAUGCCCUGACAGAAUUGUCGGACAACUUGUUGCGUGAAAAGAGCCAGAUUGAUCUUCUGGAGCGACGAGGUCGGGCGCUGCAGACCUCUGGAGACAGUUUCAAUGUGGUGCAAAACGACAUCCAAGCGUGUGUGAAAAUUCUAGAGGAGAUUGCGGUCGAACUGCAAAAGGAGGAAGAGGAAGAUGCGAGAGCUGCUAAGAACAGGGACGCACUGGCCGAGCGGGGCAACAAUGUCCGGGAGGUUGAGCAGAACGAGAAGCUUCUGCAGAGGCAGCUUAAGAAAUGGGAAGAACGGACCGAAGAGCUGCGACGAAAGCACAGAGAACGAGACGAAGCCAACAAGGCCAAGAUGGACGAGCUGCGAGACAUUCAGAAACAGCUUCGGGACGAGAGAGCCGACAAGGGGCGAGAGAUGGAGCGACGGAGGGUGCGCAUCGAGCAGACUGAGAAGAAGAUGGCGGAUCUCAAGGACAACAUUGAAAACGAAGUCCAUUCUGCCCACGAGGAGUACCUGAAACUCGAAUCGCACAUCAAACUGUACAUUACGGAAAUGGAGCAGAGCAUAUGA
This is a messenger RNA of Capronia coronata CBS 617.96, 1374 nucleotides long. RefSeq names its product kinetochore protein nuf2. Gene Ontology annotation, cellular component: Ndc80 complex; kinetochore. The record is from RefSeq and is a predicted model, not a curated record. Gene Ontology annotation, biological process: kinetochore organization; mitotic spindle organization; meiotic chromosome segregation. NCBI's taxonomy places the organism in Eukaryota, Fungi, Ascomycota, Eurotiomycetes, Chaetothyriales, Herpotrichiellaceae. Gene Ontology annotation, molecular function: protein-containing complex binding. The transcript has 3 exons. Bases 1 to 1374 code for a protein of 457 amino acids.